AUGCAUCAUCGUUUCGCAAGCUCUGACACUGUUCAGAAUGUCAGCCAAGACACCGUGGCCACACGGCCUGUGCAAUAUUCAGUUGACGCUGGCUUGUUCGUUCUCGAAGACGAUGACUGUGAUGCCACUGACGCUGAGCACGUUGAUCUCGACCUGGCUCUGCAGCAACAUGAAACUCUGAAAUCCGCGGAAGAUGACUUCGACUUUGACAUCAAUGAUGAUGAACUGCUCGCAUUGAUACCUGAAGAUGGUGGUACAUGUUCUGACCUUGCAAAGCCUACUUCGAAGUCCCACGCGCAGUCCUACAACACGGACAACGACAGACUAUGCCCCACUCCAGGCUCAUGCGCCGACAUUCCUAUCAUGCUUGAAGAAGUCACCACCAAGACGAGUUCACAGCAAUUGUCAAAACAGUUUACGUCUCCAGUCACUCCGACAACGCGCUUGCAGGCCGCAUAUGGCAACUCAGGUUCCGCGGAGAUUAGGAAACCAAUCGUCAGGCCGCCGUUCCCUGAAUCUGUUCGCGAUCGCUCGCCUAUUAUCGGUCUCUCGUCAAACUCGUUGCUCAGGACGUGUUUUCGCAUCGGUGAGGUGAUCAAUCAGAGUUGUCAAGCAUCUAAGUCUGGGAAGCGCAUUAUGAUCGAAAUGUACGCUAGAAUCCUUGCUUCGGAGCGAACUGGCACAGAGCAACAAUUCACAUUCUGCGACCUCUUCCAUGCCAGGCCGCCUUAUAUCAAAGGAGCAUACAGCGCUGCCAUCUGGAAGUCGGUGCCCCUGUUCGAGUACGACUGCAGUAGGCUUUUACAACAAGGGCGGAUAUGUCGGUGCAUUGGCACCAUGAAGCGAGAGGGAAAAGUGUGGACCAUGACCGUGCUUAACAUUUGGGAAGCUACCUGGGAAGAUAUUGAGUGGGUAGAGGCCAUUGUGACCUUGUAG
Alternaria arborescens is the source of this 936-nucleotide messenger RNA. RefSeq lists its product as hypothetical. The record is from RefSeq and is a predicted model, not a curated record. The transcript has a single exon. The coding region runs from base 1 to 936 and encodes 311 amino acids. Lineage: Eukaryota; Fungi; Ascomycota; Dothideomycetes; Pleosporales; Pleosporaceae.